AUGGGCACCAAGCAGCGGCUGUUCUGGACUGCGUGCGGCUCGGUUCUGGUUCGGGGUUCUAACGAGGUAGGGCCGAUGGAGGGAGCUCCGGAUGUCGUGAUCGAGAAUCUUUGUUCCAUGUAUCCCCUUGUCAACUUUUGUGGCUCUCGUGGCUUCCUUGUAAGCGACCUGGAACAUGGGGAUUUCAGUUCAGCCCCAAGAACGCCUACUGCUGGCCUGUUGUGGGAAAAUGUCUCGACCAUCUCGGUUGUUGGAUCAGAGGAAUGGAUGUCUCCAGGUCGUUCUGUUACCAUUUUCUGUCAAAACGUUGCUUCUGGCGAUCCUGUCAAUAUGACCAUGAACCAAUGA
Messenger RNA from Neurospora tetraspora, 348 nucleotides. RefSeq lists its product as uncharacterized. The coding region runs from base 1 to 348 and encodes 115 amino acids. NCBI's taxonomy places the organism in Eukaryota, Fungi, Ascomycota, Sordariomycetes, Sordariales, Sordariaceae. The transcript has 4 exons. The record is from RefSeq and is a predicted model, not a curated record.